AUGACUGAAGCAUCCCGCGUAGAGGAGUUCUGGAGAUCGAUGCGCGAUGACAAUAAUGGCACUCCUGUCGCCGCCGCGGAUUUAACAUGCCUUCUUGAAGACGAGCCAAAGCCGUCAGUCAAAAAAGUCAAAAAGAUAUACAAGAAGAAGAAGAAAUUCGUUGAACCAGUGGUUGUUGAGGAAGUCAAGCCCAGCAUAGAGUCGGACCCAAUCAUUGAAGCAGAAGAAAUACCCCAUGAGCCAACACUCACUGAAUGCGAUACACCCACUCAGGCUGACCCAGAACCUGAAGCGGUGGAAGAACCAACAUGCAAUGAUGCCCAGCACACUCGAGUCGCGGACGAUACCAACGAAGAAGCAGAAGAUCCAAAACCUCUUGUCUAUCUACCUUUCAGUGCCCAACACAGACUCAUGGUCUUUCUUCAACACAAGCUAGAGGAGAUGUGCUAUUCAUAUAGCGAGCGGCACCUUCCACAGCUUCUUCAUGAUCGUGGCUGGGACUGUCCCGAAGCUUUGGAGCUGCACAGGUGGUUACGAACAUUAUCCGUGGAGCUCCCCUACGUCGGCCAAGAUUGGGUGUUCAAUCAUUCAAUACUCUUUGACUCUGUCGCUCAGAUCCGCAACUUUGCCGUCACCCGUUCCAAGAUCGACAGUGCUCAAAUGGAGAAGCUCAUGACCGAUGCAUUCGAGUUGGCAACUAUUCUAAAUGAAGAAAAGACCAUUAAAGUCAUUCUCAGACUUCGUCAAGAUAUGGUCCACACCUCCAAAUAUUUAGGUUCCGAGACGGAGCAGAUCAAGCAGACGUUUGAUCGCAAGCUCGGUGAAAUCGAAGCAGCUCGCACCAAACUCAAUGAGCUGGAGAAUGCCACCAAGACAGCGCUGAAAAAAAGUCUGAUGGGUCGACAGGAACAUGCUCGCUCAAAGAUCAUGCAGUCUAUUCAAAAGGCUGAAGCAAUUGACCAGAUACCGGACUCUGGUAAUCGAUCGGGUGCGAUGUCGAGUCUGGAUUUGGUGAAUGACUUGGAAAACAGUCUCAUGCUGGACGAUGAGGGACAAGAUCAUGUUUCUCCUUCACGAUCUUCUUGGUUUGCCUGUUAA
This is a messenger RNA of Fusarium poae, 1098 nucleotides long. RefSeq lists its product as uncharacterized. NCBI's taxonomy places the organism in Eukaryota, Fungi, Ascomycota, Sordariomycetes, Hypocreales, Nectriaceae. Bases 1 to 1098 code for a protein of 365 amino acids. The transcript has a single exon. The record is from RefSeq and is a predicted model, not a curated record.